AAAGACAGGGCAGUGGAAGCCUCACCAGAACCACUCGCUACCGAAGCUUGGCACGGAGAAGACACCCCAGUGGAUGAAGAUGCCAAACUUGGCUUGGUCGUACCACUCCGGCAGUGGCCUGGAGUCGAUGGACUCCCAGUUGGCCUAGAGAAAUUGACCGCACCGCCCCUUUGGGACACUCGGCGUUGAAUCUGGUGCGUGAGAAUUGCGGCGCAUGCGCACUCUGGAUAGCUACCCGGAUGUUUUGCUACCAACAUGCAUGGCUUCCUCGAUUGCCACUGUCACAUCUCUGCGGCAGUUUUCGACAAGGACAUAGACACUGUUAUUGAGCACUCUAAACAGGCUGGACUGUUGGCAUUGUUAGCCGUAGCCGAGCAUGCAGGGGAAUUUGAAAAGAUCAUUGCGUUGUCAAAGAGGUUCCCAGGGUUUGUGUUGCCCUGCCUGGGAGUUCAUCCCGUUCAGGAAGUAUCUUCAGACCAACACAGAAGUGCUUCCCUACAGGACCUAGAUGCAGCGCUUCCCCUCAUCGACAAAUACAAAGAUCAGCUCGUGGCCAUUGGAGAGGUCGGUUUGGAUUUUACACCCAGGUAUGUGAAGAGCGAGUCCGACAAAGAGAGCCAAAGAGAGGUUCUGAUCCGCCAGGCGCGUCUAGCCAAAGAGCUGGACCUCCCUCUAAAUGUUCACUCGCGUUCGGCAGGUAGACCCACUAUCCAGCUCUUGAAAGAGCAAGGUGUGGAAAAAGUUCUCCUUCACGCCUUUGAUGGGAAGCCAUCAGUGGCCAUGGAGGGGGUGAAGGCGGGAUACUUCUUCUCCAUCCCGCCGUCCAUCGUACGCAGCGAGCAAGUGCGUGUCCUUACAAUGCACUCAUUUCGGGAAAGUUUCCCAUCAAUUUCAGAAGCAGAAACUUGUGAAACAGUUGCCUCUAGAGAAUAUGUGCCUGGAAACGGACUCGCCCGCACUCGGCCCAGAGAAGCAGGUGAGAAACGAGCCCAAGAACAUCAUUGUUGCAGCCGAGUAUAUCAGCGUCGUUAAAGGCAUAUCGGUGGAGGAGGUGAUGCAGGUGACCACGAGGAACGCACUUCGGCUCUUUCCCAAGUUAAAGUCAGCCAUCAAAUUGUGAUACUGGAUAAUUGAGUCAGAUAAUCAAGAAGUCAGUUGGAUGCACAAGUGACUGUACCUUGCACUCUUCCAAAAGUGAAUAAUAGAAUCAAAUGUGUUUUUAAAGGCCAUUUUUGUCAUUUCGGUAGAGGAUCACACAACAAUGAUUUAAUUUUCUUUAUUUUGAACUUUUUAACUUCUUUGAAAAAGACAAUUACCUAGAACAGUCAUAGAAAAAUGUGAUCAUUGUGAGCAUCCAUUGUGUGCUUGUGUGAAAACCAUGUUUUUUAGGAAUGCCUAGAAUAUGAAUAGACAACAUCAUUUCAUUAUAAAGAUAUUUUAAAAAUAAAUAGAAAACUCACCGGGUCAUAUUUUUACCCACCUAUGUAUAUCAUUUUGUGAGGAGGAAAAAGAAACCAAGUAGAAUGGGAGAAAGUCACGUAUACUAGUUCUAACCAUUGACCAAUAUAACACCCAAAAGCGGAAGGGGCUUUUACGCUGCGGCGAGCACGUGUUGAACGCAUCACGGGGUUCCACUUCAGGUACCGCCUCUUCCUCCGGACACGUCAACCAGCACGUUGCCCACUAGUGACGUGCAUUCCAGUUCUUUUAAGUGAACUAAAUCUUUGGAAGCAGUUCUCUCAAAAGAUUCGUUCAACGAAUCAACCCAAAGAACCGAGAGCGAGCUCUGUCCUGGACUCUGUUGAGAUUGUGGGUGCGAGGAUAAAAUUGUCUUUCGUCUCUCAGCACUUAUAUUUGUCCUUGUCUGUUAUUUAUCCUUUUUUGAUAUGUUGCCAAUUGUAUUCUUGCAAUCGUAUGCGCUGCUGUGACAAGUUAAUUUCCCCGCUGUGGGAUGAAGUUCUAUCAUCAUUAUCAUCUUGCAAAUAAAGAACCAAGUAUUACAUCACAUCUUUAUUUUCCUUGCUCAACGACGGACAUCUUGAACAAAACGCAACACUACCUAAAUGUUGUAUAGGGAACGUGAUGUACAACUUACUUGUUUUGGCAUGCUCAAACUUGGCAAAUAAAAAUUGAUUUGAUUGAA
Messenger RNA from Syngnathus typhle (broad-nosed pipefish), 2143 nucleotides. RefSeq names its product putative deoxyribonuclease TATDN3 (gene tatdn3l). Gene Ontology annotation, molecular function: hydrolase activity, acting on ester bonds. The record is from RefSeq and is a predicted model, not a curated record. The transcript is spliced from 11 exons. The coding region runs from base 256 to 1032 and encodes 258 amino acids. Lineage: Eukaryota; Metazoa; Chordata; Actinopteri; Syngnathiformes; Syngnathidae.